Molecule: messenger RNA, 5705 nt
Organism: [Torrubiella] hemipterigena
Lineage: Eukaryota; Fungi; Ascomycota; Sordariomycetes; Hypocreales; Clavicipitaceae
Source: the annotation of a GenBank genome assembly
GCAACGACAAACCUCGAAUCAGCGCCACCACGGCUUGGCUCCUCUGUUUUAUCUAGGAGAUUGGCUUUACAUGAGAUAAAAUAGACGACGAACAAGCUUUUUUGCCGCAAUGGCCCCGGCUCCCUCCCGAUAGUCCAUAUUCUUCAACGACAGCCUCGGCGUGAUAGCUACCUCGUCACGUAUGUGGCGGCGUUGCAGCGAUGCCCAGCGCGGACAAAUAUUCCGAAGAGCACAAGGGAAGAGUGAUCAAGUCGGCAUUUGACAGCGAGAGCUUCGAGUCUGAUGGUUCCAUCCAUGUUGAUGGCGUUGUCGGUUCAGCUACCAUCUCGCCUUCGGGGCGAGACAUUGCGCUUGGGUCAGCGGAAGGACUUUCUAUCAUCGAUCUAGAUUCCCCCUAUAGCCCGCCGCGUCGAUUGCGCAGUCCUGGCUUACCAUGGCUCGUGGUCGACGUUCAGUGGUCGCCCUUUGCGGUACGAGACUACUGGGUCGUUUCUACUGCAAACCAUCGAGCUCUUGUUUGGAAUCUGAACAUGAGAGAGGAUUCCAGCAACGGGCCUAUCGAACACUCUCUACAAGGACAUAGCCGCGCGAUUACCGACGUCAACUUCUCUGCACAUCACCCUGAUAUGCUCGCCACUUGCUCCGUUGACGGCUAUGUUCACUCAUGGGAUUUAAGACGACCGCGACAACCCGUUACAAGUUUCUGCGACUGGUUUGCAGGUGCGACCCAAGUCAAAUAUAACCGACAAGACCCCCAUAUUGUGGCAUCAGCUCAUGAUAGAUAUCUACACAUCUGGGACGACAGACGGCCUAGCGAGCCUCUCAAGUCCAUUACAGCACACACGUCCAAGAUUUACGGUAUUGAUUGGAAUAGAACACGGCAAACCGGAAUCGUGACGUGCUCACUUGAUAAGAGCAUCAAGUUUUGGGAUUAUAGCACAAGUUCAGAAGAGCCUGAGCAUGUUAUCCGCACACCAUUCCCCGUCUGGAGAGCUCGACAUACGCCAUUCGGUUGGGGUUUACUCGCAAUGCCUCAGAAUGAGCCAGGAAAUUUGUACUUGUAUGAUCGCUUGUGGUCCGAUGAUUCGCCUAUUGAUGCGAUGCCGGAUCCAAUCGCCAUCUUCGACGGCCAUGGCGAUCAUCAAGCAAAGGAAUUCCUGUGGCGUACUCGGGGUGGGAUUUCGGAUGAUGGCCUUGACAAUCGCGAGUUUCAGCUGGUAUCUUGGGGAGAUGACAACCAGCUAAGACUAAACUGCGUUGACGAAAAGGUCUUCGCCGCCGUUGGCCAUUACAAAGGGAAGGCAGCAAGAAAAGAGCUAAAGAUCACACGGAAAGGUGCGACAUACAAGACUUAUAGAACCUUUGAAGAGGCAUCCGGAAGAGACCGCAAGGUUGGAACCAUGAGUGACCAGCGAACUGGAAGCGGAAUUCCUCAGAAGCCGUCAUCAAUAUCAACCAUGAGAUCAAACAAUACCCAGCAACGACUUCGACCGGGUUUCCGUGGUUCAGCUAUGAAAGCCCGCGUAUCAUCAGCCAAGACUGGAGAGAAGCCCCAAACUCAGAUUGGCUGGAUGAAGGGCAUCACCAUGGUCAAGCGGAAAACGUCUCACAGCAAACUUGGGCCUGGGGAUCCAAAUGUGCUGGACCAUGGUUUUCCCAAUGAUGACUGGGGGGAGCCCGAUACGGUGCAGGAAGAAUUACUCCGCAUUAGCACGCAGCUUCCAAAGGUCAACUGGGAAAAUAUUGAUAUGGAUAAACUGUCACUAAACGCAUCAUUGAACGGCCCGUGGGGUGCAGAGGGAGAAUCUAUUUUUAUCAAGGUUAAAAUUGACAUUCCACCCAACUACCCCAAGGAUAAGGCUCCGAAGUUUAGCGUCGAAAAGACAUCAUUUAUGCCAGAGAAGACGCACAAGAGAAUUCAGAAAGAGAUACAUGAACUCGCCGAUCAGUUCUUGAGGAGGAAACAGAACUGUCUCGAGGUGGCCUUUACCUAUCUCUUGGGCGAAGUUGACCUCGAGUCCAGCACCACGUUCUUUAAGAAUGUACGCGAUCUGGACGACGAUGAUAUGGAUGGGAUGGCCGACGACAGCUCUAGUGAAGAUGAGGACUCCACCAAUGCCAAUUCAGCAGCAAUGUCUCAAGAACUCGGAACAGCGGGUGAGGCUGAUACUACCAUCGCGGCACCUAACCGCACCAUGGUGCCACCACCCCCACGAACGUGCGGCGCGCGCUUUUCCAACACUGGUCAACUGAUAUGUUUCUUCCCGUCUAAAGAGGAGAAGGCUAGAGCCCUCUUCUCUUCGGCUGGUGACUUGUUCAAAGACCGAGUGAAAGGCGAACCUUUCUUUGCAGGGUUUGGAAGAAUAGCUCAGACGGUGGCACAGCGCCCACGUUUUGGCGAUGAGACAUCGGCGACAGAGGAGCAGACGGAUGCCUCGGACACUGAUGAUGGAUCGUCGGUGUCCUCGUCUAGUGACUCCGAAUCUACUUCCAUCCACAAUAUGAGCAUUUGGUAUAGGCCUAACCGCCAAGUCAGGAAGACCUGGAGCGAAGAUCGCUCUAUCAAAUCCAGUGGAGCAGGCACAGGGACCGGAGUCGGUACCGGCACUGGAACGGGAACGGGAACGAGUCGACGCCGUAUUGGUAGGCCUCGAAAUGUGAUUGCUCUUCACGAUCUCUCUAGCCUGCUGCCCUCUAAACGGGAGUUGGCUAAUGGCUAUUCCGUCUUUGGUGAUGGCGCAGAAGUGUGCGAACACAAUGCCCAAGUUGCGGAGAGGUUCGGCAGCAUUGACCUGAUGCAUGUGUGGAAGUACUUGGCACUGCUUCUCCGAAAGGGAAUUCCUCUUCAAUUUGUUCAAGGGAACAAUACACAAGAUUCCAUCCUGGUGAUUGCUCGAGAUGCCACGUCCAAGUCAACAGGGGCUAAACCACGCCGCAGCAAGCUCGCAGGAAGGGUGAAAUGGGGGGAGCAUCCUCUGGCAAAGAGCAUCAUUGCCGAUCUAUUUCAAUAUUUCGAGAGCAUGUAUGAUAUUCAGAUGCUGGCCAUGCUGUCGUGUAUUUUUAGCGAAUCUGCCACAGCUGACAGCAUCGCAUAUGUUGCCAAACCACUGCCACAGACGGAGACACCACUGCCGCUCAAGGCGCCGUCGUUUUCACUCGACUACUUUCCUCCAGACGCCGCAGCCUGGUUACAGGCAUCAAACAGCUUCAGCAACUCGGCAGUGACAACACCUGCAGUUACCACUCCAGGCACACUACACACGCCACUGUUGUACGGCUCCCAAGCAUCAGAAGAGGCGCUGUGGACGGGUGACACGAACCCCAACUCAUUAUCGCGGGGCGAGACGCCACCAUCGAAAUCAAACUUGGAUGAAAAAGCCCAAACGUCGGCUCUGUCCAAGUCACCGACUACUAGGACGCUUCAAAGGACAAGUACUACUGGUUUAGCCAUGGCAUUGACGGCCAAUCUGACCCGGCCGUUUACAACCCAAGUGGCAUCUUCACCUCCACAAGUCAAGAAGAAGCCAAGCCCGGCCGAGGCUAUUCUGAGUAGCUUGGCACCACGCACCUCAAGCAGUGGCGCCGCAACUUCACCUGCUGUGGCAGAUUCCACCGGAGGCCGCCCAUCUCUCUCGGAGGAUGACUACCGGAAUGGCAUGCUAUUGUCACUGGUUCCUACGAAUGUUGCCGUGAUUCUUGAAGACCAGUCCAUCUUUGACGACGACGGAUGGCUAGGCAAGCCACUACUAGAAUCGACGGCUUCAUCUCUCCAUGCACGCUAUCGAUAUGCAUACGCAGAGAUGCUGCAGAUGUGGGGACAUCCCAUUGCUCGACUUGAAGUCAUGAAGUUUAAUGUUAUCAGGGAGCCUGCAAAUGCAGCCAUCAACACCGAGGAGUACAUUGUAGAAAAUGGCAUCCCUACCAUCAAGGCUUCAUCGCCGAUUGUGAUGGGUAAGAAGGACCGUUUACACGCUAUUGCGGCCUCUGGUCGUGGUCUAGAUGUUACGGGCAUCUGUCACGUCCACGAGACGCAAUUAGAGCCUGUGCGCUACGCGUCAUCCGGGACUCGCAUUGGCGGCGCCGUGGGAACCUGCGACCGUUGCCACAAGACACAGAGUCAACUGCGAUGUGUCUACUGCUUGGAGCCCGUGGAUGCGCUGUUCCCGCCCUGUCUGUCUUGCGGCUGCGCCAGUCAUCAAGAAUGCCUUACUGAAUGGCAUUCCUCCGGCGAGACGUUAUGUCCUGCGGGUGAUGAGUGCAACUGCGUCGAAGAAGCAACCAAUGGGCAGGUGGAAUCGUGGAUUGCGCUGAAGAGCGCCAUGCUCAAGGGCCAUUCGCACGCUCUGAGCUCUCAAGCCGAUACCGUGUCUAGUCCUACCGGGACGAUAGAGAGCGAGAAGAGUCGACUUUGGAGAAAGGCUGAUCCGACGGCAGCGCAGCUCACCAAGGGCCCCGUGACGGCGACUGUCUCGCCUAGUCUUGGUUUUGGGGCGUUUAAGCGUGCUGGUGGCACAUGGGGGCGUAUGGGAGGAGGAGGAGGGCAGAAGAAGGGCAACAAGCGACUGUAAUUGAUGUAUAAUGGGCGUUUUUGUGUUUCAAGGAAGGCGUUUGUCAGAAAUAGUGUAUGUUAUGUAAUCCGUCAUUAAUGGCAUUGCAGUUAUCAAGUGUGUCCAUGUGAGAAGUGUCUUUUAUACAGGCUAUGAUGUACAUGAUUGUCCAAAAUAAUAAUAUCAGUCCUAACGCCGCGCUAUGCUUAAAAAAUGCAAGAAUUCUCAAGGGUCUUUCAUAACGCUGGUUUGGUUGUAUCGGUAACCAGGGGUUGCUUUUCGUCAGCAGGGAAGGGGGCCUGCUUUGCCGCCGUCUGCUUCUCGUCCAUUCUGUAGAGCGUACUGUUAGCAAAAGUAAUAUUUUGCUGUUCAUGAACAGAAAAAAGACCAUACUUGAUACAUGUAGCCGCGAGGCGCAUAAACGAAUAUGCCACAGCAGCUAUUACGCAUACGACGAUAAGGACCUGGAGCAUGCUCAGGCUUGUCGAGGAGCCGCGGCAAAAAGCCUGUGUAAACUCAUCAUUGCAAGCCCACAGUGAAGAUGGCUCUCUGGAAGGUACUGGUCCCUCGUAAAAGGACUGGAAGAAUGUGAGGAUGCGGCCCUCGUGACGCUGGGGAUAGUCUGCCAUGUCGACACGGAUGACUGUGACUUGUUGGUGGAGGGGACGAGCAGAGACGAGGCUAGUAGCGAGGACAAGGAAGAAGGUGAGAAGAGGGAGCAUGACGAUGCUGUAGAAAGGAUGAGGCUUUGGUGUGAAGGACGAAAAAGGUGUGUUGGUGAUGAUUGCGCGUCUCUUGUCCCAAAGCAAGUGAUUUGAUGGCUCGUGAGUAUGUUGUAAGCGGUUUUCUGCGGCGAGGAAUGGAUUCGUUUCACGUUGAGCGGCCUACGUCAUACUCUGGCUCAGAAUAAUGAAGAAGAGGGAGAAAGAGGAAGAGAGACGGUAUGUGCGGCACGGGAAUAACUCUUGUUUUUAAAGUUGGCAAAGAAGAAACGCCCGCGCACAGGCGCAUGGUAUCUUUCUAUAUUGGGCUGAGCCGACGAGGACAAAGCGGGCGGGCGGGCCUUUACAGCGCUAAAUGGACAGCCUAGCGAAAUAUUGGCGGAGUAACUUUAACAGUUGGUUGCAGCGUGUACGUACGUCGCCCACAGCGGUUGCU